Talaromyces proteolyticus is the source of this 576-nucleotide messenger RNA. RefSeq names its product Scytalone dehydratase. The record is from RefSeq and is a predicted model, not a curated record. Gene Ontology annotation, biological process: melanin metabolic process. Bases 38 to 550 code for a protein of 170 amino acids. Gene Ontology annotation, molecular function: scytalone dehydratase activity. The transcript has 4 exons. Lineage: Eukaryota; Fungi; Ascomycota; Eurotiomycetes; Eurotiales; Trichocomaceae.
GCCAUCCAAAUAUUUACAACACACGAUUUCUGUCUUGAUGUCUAAUGAGAUUCCAUUUGAGGAUUGGAGAGAUGUCAGCCAGCUCUCCUUUGAAUGGGCUGACUGUUACGACGAAAAAAACUUUGAACGUUUAGCAAGAAUUCUUGCCCCGACUUUGAAAAUCGACUAUACAAUGGUUUUUGGCAAGUCCUGGAGAUCAUUGCCAGCAGCCGAUUUUGUGAAGAUGAUAAGCAACCCCAAGUUGUUGGGCAACCCCUUGGUACAAACUCAGCAUUUUCUUGGAGCCUCGAAGUACGAAAAAAUUUCUGAGACUGAAAUUCACGGUACUCACCAAAUUCGAGCUGCCCACCAGAAGUAUAUUGAGCCUGACAAAAAGAGUGUUUACGCAAAGGGCCAUGGGCAUGCGAUCAUGGUCCACUUUUACAAGAAAAUUGAUGGGCAGUGGAAAUUUGCUGGCCUUAGACCAACCGUUCGCUGGAAUGAAUUCGAAAUGGACAAAAUUUGGAAUAAAUUUGACAUGGAGCAAAUUUGGCCCCCCACCGAUGCGUAAGGCCACAUUUUACGGAUGGAUUGAGC